GCUCAGCCAUCAAAGUAACAUUCACUCUCCGGGACCAGGAGGGCCAUCAGUAUCCCGUCCAAGAUUAUCAGACAGUCACCAGUUACAAGAGUUCCAAGACCCCCAACUCGCGGCUGGUCCUGAAAUCGCAGACAUUCGCCUAUCAAUACAAAUUAUCGAUUUGCAUCUCAACAGCAACCAUUUUUACGUACCUUCAGCUACUCAAAUCAUGUUCCAUCCAUAAAUAGAAACAGAGCAGCAUGGGCGAAAUUCCUCUUGCCGGACCAUCAAGACCUCGGCGGAGGAAUAAUACGGAAUCCGACGGCAUAUCGAUCAGAGUCGCAGCUUUACAAAAACAAAAUGCUACUCUCGUCGGUGUUGCUGCCAAUGAAAGCGGGAAAACUAGGCCACCCCCAGCAUCUCCUUCAAGAUCGCGUCCGCAUUCAUCAUUGCCGUCUCGACCUGAUAUCGAUGAUGAUUAUUAUCGAGGUAUUUCUGGCCCAAUGCCAUCAAGCUUGACUUCAAACUUGGAAUUCAACGAUGCCGAUGGACUGGGUGUCGCUGGAUCUUCCAGACCCCGGCGGAAAGAUUAUGCAGCCGUGAAUGGUGCGUCUAGCAGAGCCGCAACUUUGCCAAAGCAUGGUGCCGCUGUCAAGGACGAAGGCGAAACGCAACAGCUUCCAACGUCCCCCUCAAGACCCCACUCAAGACCCCACCCAUCCUUACCCACCCGUCCCAGAAGAGACAAUGAAUUCUCUCGUGGUGCUUCCGGAUCAUCUACGAACAAGGUACUAUUUGACCCCACAAAACUACAUGAAGUACGGAGAGUGGAACCGGGCAGUACAAAGAAAUUAUUCGACCCCGUAGCACAUGAUCCGCGUUCAUUCACUUCUCUUGCAACUCCUCCGUCAUUACCAGACACAGAGUCUGCGCCAUCGACCAGCACCACAGCUAAACGGCUAUUACGUCGUGCUGCUCCUGGCACUGGAAGUGGCUCCGGGCAAAGUGGGAGUAGCAAGCAUACCUGGGAGAUCGACGCUGAUAGAGAACGAGAAAGGAGACGCCGUAGAGAAGGGAGUGAAAGGGGCAGCACAUUAUCGGGGAAAAAGAAGGACAGUGAUGCAAGAAGCAAAGGAUCGAAGAGCAGUGAAGGGAGUGAGAGCUUCAAAGAUAGGGAAAGGGGCAAGGGCAAAAAUGACACUGGCGUCAAGCCAAUCUUGAAGAAAAUACAUGAUGAAAUCAAAGAGUUGGAGCAGGAGCUUAUAGAAAUACAUCGUAAAAUGGCUCAAGAUCCGGAAGCUGGAAUUUCUGCUCUUUCCAGCCGCAAGAUGGACUCCAGAACCCCGAAAUCACCGUCCGACGAUGCUGUGGCUUGGGUACAGCUCAUAUCUAAACACAAGCAACUUGCAGAUCUCCAUGACCAUUUUUUAACAACUCUUUUUGAUCCGCUCGUCCCUUCAUCCUAUCAUCAACUUUCAAUUAAAUAUAACAUUCCCUCGCGUCUGUGGCAGACUGCAUUCUUCCUCAUUCUUGAGCAACUUCGACACGCAUGGGUAUCUCACCACCCUUCCGCUUUGGACCUGCUGACCGAUGUGGUGUACGAUGCUUACCGGUUUUACUCGGAGCUAUUGGAGAAUCAAGCAUUAUCAGGACUGAGAGGGGCGUGGAUCGAAGCGCUGGGCGACCUCGCUCGAUAUAGGAUGACUAUUGCUUCUCACGUCGCUGACAUCGACCCACGCAAAGAGACAGAGCGUAUUCGGGAUCAAAGGCAGGGCGCCGACGAUGACAACGACCAGGAUCCAGAAGGGAAACCACCAUUAUCAGGAGCAAGCAUCGGAGCAGAAGUUGCACAGAAUUGGGAUGUUGAAGAUAAAGAGACCUGGAGAGUAACUGCGAGGGACUGGUACACGAUGGGGAUAACCGAGAAACCUGGAGAAGGCAGGUUGCACCAUCAUCUGGCUUUACUGUGUAGGGACAUGAAGGGUCAGGAAGGAAGGGCGCUCCAUCAUUUUGUAAAGAGCUUGGUCGUCACCCACGAGUUCUCUACUUCCCGCGAGACUAUUCUUCCGCUAUUCGACACGGCUCUCCAAUCUCAGCGUUCCCUCCCUGAAGCUACAGCAAUGGACCUUUUCAUCCGCUUACACGGCAUGCUCUUUACCAGGAUCUCGCUUGAUUCCUUUCCCGAUGUCAUGUCUCGUUAUGUCGAGCGUCUUGAAGAAGACGCAAGGCUUGAUGGUGUCAGUCGGAAGGCCACAAUCAGCCAGGUGGACUGGAUGAUCAUGGGAGUAGUGAAUAUUGCAGGGGUUUUGCAAUACGGUUCAGCGUCUGGUAUUAUCAGAAAGGCAUUGGCUCAAGAAGGGGCUGAAAGAAGAAAGGCUCAAGCUCAGAACGCGGACGAUGAGGAAGGGGAAGAUGUAGGAGAAAACCUUGAAGAAGUCAACGGUAUUUCUAAAGAUACUGAACUCGUUUCUCUGCCAGCUUCCGUGGCUGAGAGUGAUUUGCCCAUCACAUUCACCCACGCUCUAUUCUUGACCUUUGCAGUUUUUGGGUUCAGCCUUGCACAUCCGAAUCGUAUUCAAGGCUUCCACCAAGUCCUCAACCCUUACAUCAUCAUUGUCCUGACUUUUCUUGCUACGCUGUUCCGUCAACCUCAUGUCGGUGUCCAUCUCUUGCCUUACGUCCCAUGGCAACUCCUAGCAGAUUUCAUCAAUUCCGCCAAUCUCUCGCUUGUAGAGGAAAAACGACUGGCAAACGGUGCUCCGCUACCUGAAGACUGGCUUAUAAGGGGUAGUGAGUGGGUCGGCCGACGAGUAUAUGAGCGUGGAUUUUGGAAAGGAAAAUCUCCUUCUGGUCGAGGAUCCAGUGGUCUGCUCCAAGCUCAGCCGCGUUCCGGCGAACGCUUCCAAUCGGAGAUGGACGUCCUUUUAUCCAACUUUGACGCGUCAGUUGACAUCCAGGAAGGUGUCGUAGACGAAGCGGAAGGAACCGACUUGACGGAUGGACCAGCGGCAGUAAACCAAAGGAGAUGGAAGAGAGUUGCCUGGGCGGUGGGAGUUUUGGCCAAGUCUGUUGAAGGAUUCGAAAUCAGGGAUGGCAAGGUGUAUGUGGAAGGUACAUUGCAAGAAAAGGUGAAGGAAAGAGAGAGAAGGAAAGAAGAAGAAGAAAGAAGGGAAAGGGAAGUGCUGGAAAGAAAAAGACAGGAAAGAGAAAAAGAAGAAAAAUUGCUAGGACUGGAGAUGGGCGAAGAGAGUGAUGACCAGGAAUUGGUCGACCUUCGAAGGAAACUGCAAGAUCUUAAAGCCCAAGCGGGCGUGCAAGUGUCAAGGAAAAGCAGAAAGGCGGCCUCGAACAUCUUGGAUGUCGUGGCAGGAUAUACUAUGUUAAUAUUUGAUACAAACAUACUGCUCGACUCUUUGGAGUUGGUCAACAGAAUUGUUGAAAGCGGUCAGUGGAGCGUGGUGGUUCCUCUUCCAGUGGUAACCGAGCUGGAUGGCUUGUCCAAAGAACAUGGCGCCUUGGGCGCUGCAGCUCGUGCGGCCGUUGCUUUGCUGGAAGAACGCAUACGUACACACGCCCUUUGCCUCAAGAUUCAAACCACUAAAGGCAACUAUCUCUCGGACUUGCUCAUCCGAACGGAACAAAUUGACUCCUCCACCUAUGCGUCUUCAGAGGCAAUCGCGCGCACUAUGGACGACAGAAUCGUCCACAUUGCGUCCUUUGCGCAAGAACAUUUCGUGGAUCGGACGAUCUUACUUGCGAUGCCGAGGCCGGAGAAAGGUGCGACGAAGGUAUUGUUGAUCAGUAACGACAGGAAUCUCAGGCUGAAGGCCAAGGCGAGGGGUGUUGAAGUUGCGAAUGAGAAAGAGUUGGGUGUUGUCCUUGCAAGAGUCUAGGAAACAAAGUGUAACAGGGAUUGCAGGCGAUCUUUUGGAUGGCCGGUGUAUAAUUUGUAGCCUAUAUUAUGCAUGUCAUAAGUGUAUCUGGCGAUGCGCUAU
Cryptococcus deneoformans JEC21 is the source of this 3974-nucleotide messenger RNA. Its product is annotated as expressed protein. Bases 240 to 3872 code for a protein of 1210 amino acids. The transcript has 8 exons. The record is from RefSeq and is a predicted model, not a curated record. Gene Ontology annotation, cellular component: telomerase holoenzyme complex. NCBI's taxonomy places the organism in Eukaryota, Fungi, Basidiomycota, Tremellomycetes, Tremellales, Cryptococcaceae. Gene Ontology annotation, molecular function: telomeric repeat DNA binding; telomerase RNA binding; protein binding. Gene Ontology annotation, biological process: nuclear-transcribed mRNA catabolic process, nonsense-mediated decay.